ACCAGCAAAGACUGAAGCGCGGAAGAAGGAACUACCAUGAGCGCGCAGCACCGAGGAUGGGUACGCCCAUCUGUGAAGAAGAUGGAAAUGUUCAUGGCUCUAGAGAAAAAGAACAGAGCCAUCCUGGUGAAGAGCAGCAAAAUUUUCAUUGAAAAAUCUUUACACUUCAUUUCGUCACUUAUGAAAUAUAAAAAGCUUGCAUCUCAGCAGGGACAAAGCUACAUGCAAGAGAUUCUGCACAGCAUUUUCUUCCUUGGCCUAAUUAACAGACCAAGGAUAAACCCUGAAGAUGUUCUGAAUGAAGAACUUGCCUUAAAGUUAAGACAGAAAUUUCCAGAUGCAUUUCAGAUAUACAGAACUAAACUACCCUCAAGACCACCAUACUCAAUUCUGCUGGAUGUGGUUGUUGAAAUAACUGGAGACCAAGAUGUGCCUGCUGUCCAGAAAAAGCUCUUGGACUUAAAUGCAAAAAUGCAUGUGCCUAAAUUACGGGAAGAUGGAACAGUGUGUGGAAAUGAUUUCACUUUAGCAUCAACUGUUGUGAGCUACUGCUACUUCUCAGACUCCCAGCAAAAAACCAAGAACUAUUUUGGUGUGUCUGUAGCCUGCAAGGGAGGAUUCCAAAGAAGUAUCUUUAUUGAUCAGGCUUGUAUUACGACAUGGAAUCGGAACGUGGCAUUUGCUGUGUGUUUGGCCGACAGCGAAAGUAAGUCAAUACAACUUCCAAAGUCUGUGUUUUCUGCAGCAUUUCAUAUGCUCAAUAACCUACCACAGAGAACCGCUAGUAACUCUAAUACACCCACCCAGCGGUACUACUCAAAACCUCCUUGUUUGAAAUGCUUAAAAAUAUUUCCAAAUGUAGUAUUCUUACCUCCACCCGAAAACAAUGACACACCUGCAUACUGGAUGUCUGGCAAUUGUGCAGAAUGUGAGGCCAUCAGUAAACUGUUGAAUGCAGAGAGCUGGGUGAAUGACAGAGUAGAGUUUGACCCCACUGUACCAACUCUUGAGGAAUUACUACAUGAAAGAAAGGAAAGACUGUAUCAGAAUCUGCGGAAAACCCCAUUUGAGGUUUAAUGGGGAUUCUUGAACAGAAGUUUCAUUCUGAAUGAUAUAAUGAAUAUUUUAGCACUUCAU
This is a messenger RNA of Scleropages formosus (Asian bonytongue), 1137 nucleotides long. RefSeq lists its product as uncharacterized. The record is from RefSeq and is a predicted model, not a curated record. The transcript has 4 exons. Lineage: Eukaryota; Metazoa; Chordata; Actinopteri; Osteoglossiformes; Osteoglossidae. The coding region runs from base 37 to 1077 and encodes 346 amino acids.